Lotus japonicus is the source of this 3723-nucleotide messenger RNA. Its product is annotated as leucine-rich repeat receptor-like tyrosine-protein kinase PXC3. NCBI's taxonomy places the organism in Eukaryota, Viridiplantae, Streptophyta, Magnoliopsida, Fabales, Fabaceae. The transcript is spliced from 3 exons. Bases 645 to 3308 code for a protein of 887 amino acids. The record is from RefSeq and is a predicted model, not a curated record. Gene Ontology annotation, molecular function: protein kinase activity; protein binding; ATP binding. Gene Ontology annotation, cellular component: plasma membrane. Gene Ontology annotation, biological process: protein phosphorylation; hormone-mediated signaling pathway.
AAUUUCUAAAGAUGAGAAUUGAUGGCGCCCAAUGCAUAAUGUUCCCAAACCCAAACACUUGGUGUUGUAGUGUGCCCCACAUGCAGUGAGACAGGAGUUUUAUGCAGCUUUCAUUCACUGAUGACUGCCCAUUUCUCGUGAAGAAUUUCCAUUUCCUUCUCAAUCUUCACACUCAGACCCACAAAUCUCUCUCUUUUUCUCUUCUCUUUCAGACACAACACAAGAAAACACCUGGUCCGUGAACUCUGUACCUAAGCAUUGUACCCUUCUCUCAUAAUUUCAUCACUGAACACAGAAAACGUCGCUUUCUCCGUUGCUUCCGCAGUUCCAAUCUUCUUCUGCUUCAAAGACUAUUGUUGCUGAAAGGUUCUAAAGGUUUCACCUUGAAGCUCUGCAUCUUCAUUUGGAGAAGGUGAUACAAGGUGGUGUAGCUGGUUUCAAUUCCUCACAUUUGCAGAAUAAAGCAAAAGGGAAAGUUCAAUUUUGAAGGAAAUUUGGAUUUUUUUGAGUGUGAAAAGCAAGAAGCAAAAGUUGUUGCUGCUGUGGUAGUGUGGUACUGCAGGGUUUGGUAGAGCUUUGAUCAGAGUUUUGGGUUUUGGAGAAGAACACUGUUGUGUGGAGUGGAAGCACUAACUCUUCACUUGAUGGGAAUUCUUUGCUUGUUGCAUCUUCUGCUAGGUUGGUGGUACCUAUCAAAGUGUGAGCUUGUUGGUGCUGAGUUCCAGGACCAAGCUACAAUUAAUGCUAUCAACCAAGAGCUUAGAGUACCUGGAUGGGGUGAUGGAAACAAUUCAAAUUACUGCACUUGGCAAGGAGUCAUCUGUGGUAAUCACUCAAUGGUGGAGAAGCUCGAUCUUGCUCACCGGAACCUUCGAGGUAAUGUGACUUUAAUGUCUGAGCUCAAAGCUCUGAAGAGGCUUGAUCUUUCAAAUAAUAACUUUGGUGGAUUGAUUCCUCCUGCUUUUGGAAUUUUAUCUGAUCUUGAAGUUCUAGAUCUGUCUUCUAAUAAGUUUGAAGGUUCAGUUCCACCACAGUUGGGUGGUCUCAGAAGCCUUGUUUCAUUAAACCUUUCAAAUAAUGUGCUUGUGGGAGAGAUACCAAUGGAACUUCAUAGGCUAGAGAAAUUGCAAGAUUUGCAAAUUUCUAGUAAUCAUUUGAGUGGUUUUAUACCUUCUUGGGUGGGGAAUUUGACUAACCUGAGAGUUUUUACUGCUUAUGAGAAUCGUUUAGAUGGCAGGAUUCCAGAUGAUCUAGGCUUGAUUCCUUAUCUUCAAAUACUUAACCUGCAUUCUAACCAGCUAGAAGGUCCAAUACCAGCAAGCAUUUUUGCUUCAGGGAAGCUAGAAGUUCUGAUUCUCACCCAGAAUAAUUUUAGUGGUGACCUUCCUGAGGAAAUUGGGAAUUGCCAUGCCCUUUCCAACGUUCGCAUUGGAAACAACCAUUUAGUAGGCACUAUUCCUAAAACCAUUGGAAAUCUUAGUAGCCUAACCUACUUUGAAGCCGAUAAUAAUAAUCUCUCCGGUGAGGUAGUUUCAGAAUUUGCUCAGUGUUCUAAUCUCACCCUCUUGAAUCUAGCUUCAAACGGAUUUUCCGGAACAAUUCCACAAGAAUUUGGACAACUUACGAACCUUCAGGAGUUAAUUCUUUCAGGAAAUAACCUGUUUGGUGAUAUUCCAAAAUCAAUUCUGAGUUGCAAAAGUCUUAACAAGCUUGAUAUUAGCAACAACAGAUUCAAUGGGACGAUACCAAAUGAAAUCUGCAAUAUUUCUCGGUUGCAGUACUUGCUAUUGGAUCAGAAUUCCAUAAGAGGAGAGAUCCCUCAUGAAAUUGGAAUUUGUUCAAAACUUCUUGAAUUACAAUUGGGCAAUAAUUAUUUGACUGGAACUAUUCCUCCUGAGAUUGGUCACAUUAGGAACUUACAGAUAGCUUUAAAUCUGAGUUUCAAUCAUCUUCAUGGACCACUUCCCCCUGAAUUGGGAAAACUGGACAAGCUUGUUUCUCUGGAUGUGUCGAACAAUCGGCUCUCAGGUAAUCUGCCAGCUGAGCUUAAGGGAAUGUUGAGCUUGAUAGAGGUGAACUUCUCGAAUAAUCUGUUUGGAGGCCCUGUACCGACAUUCGUACCAUUCCAGAAGAGUCCUAGUUCAAGUUUUUCGGGCAAUAAAGGGCUUUGUGGAGAGCCAUUGAACUCUUCAUGUGAUCCUUAUGAUGAUCAGAGGACUUACCAUCACAGGGUUUCCUACAGAAUCAUACUGGCCGUAAUUGGUUCUGGUUUGGCAGUUUUUAUUUCAGUAACUGUUGUUGUCUUGCUCUUUAUGAUAAGAGAGAGGCAAGAAAAAGUAGCCAAAGAUGCCGGCAUUGUUGAAGAUGUAAUCGAUGACAAUCCAACUAUAAUAGCAGGGAGUGUCUUUGUUGAUAAUCUAAAACAAGCGGUAGACCUUGAUGCUGUCGUUAAAGCAACUCUAAAAGACUCCAAUAAGCUCAGCAGUGGAACUUUCAGCACAGUUUACAAGGCAAUCAUGCCUUCCGGGAUGGUGUUAUCUGUUCGGAGAUUGAAGUCCAUAGACAAGACAAUAAUCCAACACCAGAACAAGAUGAUUAGAGAGCUUGAGAGACUAGGAAAAGUCUCUCAUGAUAAUCUAGCACGACCCGUUGGCUAUGUUAUUUAUGAAGAUGUUGCUCUUCUCUUGCAUCAUUAUUUUCCGAACGGAACAUUGACUCAGUUUCUUCAUGAGUCUACCUUGCAACCUGAAUAUCAGCCUGACUGGCCUGCUAGAUUAUCCAUUGCCAUCGGAGUCGCAGAAGGUUUGGCUUUCCUUCAUCAUGUGGCAAUUAUCCAUCUUGAUAUUUCUUCUGGCAAUGUUCUUUUGGAUUCAAACUUUAAGCCAUUAGUUGGGGAGAUUGAGAUUUCAAAACUUCUGGAUCCAACCAGAGGCACUGCAAGUAUUAGUGCAGUUGCUGGUUCCUUUGGUUACAUACCCCCAGAAUAUGCAUACACAAUGCAAGUCACAGCACCCGGAAAUGUUUACAGCUAUGGCGUUGUUCUGCUGGAAAUCCUCACAACUCGGCUUCCAGUUGAUGAGGAAUUUGGUGAAGGUGUGGAUUUGGUGAAGUGGGUUCACAGUGCUCCGGUAAGAGGGGAAACUCCAGAGCAGAUACUGGAUGCAAGGCUUAGCACAGUUUCCUUUGGUUGGAGGAAAGAAAUGCUUGCUGCUCUAAAGGUCGCGCUACUUUGUACUGACAACACACCAGCGAAACGACCGAAAAUGAAGAAUGUAGUAGAAAUGCUUCAAGAGAUAAAGCAAAGCUGAGGACAGCAAGCCACUUAGAGUUUUCUGUGCCAUGAUCUACACCAUUGAAGAUUUGAACUAUGUGAAGUAAACCUGUCAUGGAUAUUACAGAGGAACUGAUGUGUAACAACUUUAAAAUAGUAGCCUUGUACCAAGAAUUAUCUUUACAUGGCAAAUUGGUGUAUCAAAGUAAAUUCAAGGUCAUUGGAAUUGAUAGAUCUUCACCUUUCUACUUUGUCCAAAGGGGUAGUGAUGAAAUGGCUCCUUAUCUAUAUGUGUUGGACACUAUAUUAGGUUGGGGGAGGAUAAGUACUAGAAGGGACCUUGAUACAGGAUAUGUCAGUUCCUUUUGAAUAUGAGCUCAUCCACAGUUUCCAUAUUGUAUUGUACUCAUUUGGGAGAUGCAUCCAACUAGUCUGUUCUGUUCACUUUGAAA